GUCGAGAACGCUUUCCGACACAAAAUGGCGACUUACACACAUAGACAGUAAGGACGAAAAGUAAGAAGUAGUCGGCAAUGACAUUUAAGUUUAUCAUUAGAACUGUUAUAUUUGUAGGCUACAUUUCAGUCUUAUUUUGAAAACAUUUUUUUAACCGUGUCGAGAGAAGACAUUAUAGAACGGCCAUGAGUGGAUCUGGGAUUCAAGAGAAGGUUGCCAGGCUGUUGAGCAAGCAGAGUGGGAAACCCGCAAUGAAAGCCGUCAAACCUCUGGCUCUUAAGAAUGAGGUCGCUAUCCGCAAGCCGAAGAAAGGAGAGGCCACCUGCGUUACGGAGAUGUCGUCGCUGAUGGUUUGCUGGAAACAGAACGACUUUAACAAUGCACUCUGCUCUAAAGAAGUCUCAUCCUUCUUUACAUGUGUUGAAAAGGCGCAGACCAAGGCCAAAGGACAGCAGGGAACUCAGGGUCGACUUUUGCCUAAGGAAGCCAACAUCUUAUUAAAACGAUUUCCCAACCUGGCCAGUGAGAUUUAGGACUAGUAACACAGAUUUGUCACAGAAUUGACACUUUUAUUAUCUGAGCUGUAUAGAUGGGGACUUUAGUCUGAGUGCAUUACUGCGCCAGCCAUUUGAUGAGAACGGGGUGUGGAAAGGUUUUCUAAAAAACAAAUGAAGCUGUCACUGGGAUGCUCGCCAAGCAAAUGAGCUGGAUUCACAAGGUUUUGAAGGUACUUUUGGUGAUUACAACAUUUCAGUCACUGCACUUGGCCGUCCCAAGAAGCAGCUCAGUUCUCUUAACAUGCUUAAAGGGAUAGUUCAACCAAAAUUGAGAAUCUGUCACCAUUUAAUUACCCUCAUGUCAUCUUUUGUGCACAACAGAAGAAAGUCGUACAGGUUUGAUAUGAGGGUGAGUAAAUGUUGAUAGACUUUUUAUUUUGGGGGUUGAAAUGCCCCCUUUAAUUUUGUGUUAUCAAUGUUUGACCAUGCCAACAUUACUUCCUCAGAUAAUCUGAAUGUUAUUGUAUUGCUUUUUGGUAUUGUUUUUUUUUUCAUAACUGAGCUGUGACCAUUUAUUUAUUUGACUAUUUUUCUUCCUGUUUUUUGCUGUCCACAAUAUAAUUAGUCUCAGCCAUUUUCAAUUAUCAGAAAUUGGAGAUCAAGGGAGAAGUACUCAGUGCCGGAUCAUGUUACAUUGCAUGCCAUGACAAAGUGAAUUGGUUUUGACCAUUAAAGCUCUACAAUAAAGAUGAAAUAACUCAUUUGUAAA
Pimephales promelas (fathead minnow) is the source of this 1266-nucleotide messenger RNA. RefSeq names its product coiled-coil-helix-coiled-coil-helix domain containing 1 (gene chchd1). Gene Ontology annotation, molecular function: RNA binding. The record is from RefSeq and is a predicted model, not a curated record. Gene Ontology annotation, biological process: mitochondrial translation. Gene Ontology annotation, cellular component: mitochondrion; nucleoplasm; mitochondrial ribosome. NCBI's taxonomy places the organism in Eukaryota, Metazoa, Chordata, Actinopteri, Cypriniformes, Leuciscidae.